UUCUUCUUUUUUUUUUAAUCACUGCAACUGGAACAGUUUCUGAUCUCAAAAGGCAAACCUCUCUUCUCGUGUGCUUUAUAAUCUACACUCUUUUCCGUGAGCUUUCUUACCUCCCUGUUUUUAUAUCUCCAUAUUCUUUAUUCACACAUAGAUCCAUUAUAUUAGUAGUGGAAUUAUCUUUAUUUUUUUUUUUUUUUCCUUUUGGCUUUAGUAUUCACACCCUCACACACACGCUCCUGAGAACCAGAAGUCGGUUGGGUGUUUAUAUAAUGAAGAAUUAUGGGGCUGUUUGAUCGAGGUGUUCAAAUGCUUUUAACCACCGUUGGUGCUUUCGCUGCCUUCAGUCUGAUGACCAUAGCUGUGGGGACCGACUAUUGGCUCUACUCCAGAGGGGUUUGCAAGACCAAAAGUGUCAGUGAGAAUGAAACCAGCAAAAAGAACGAGGAAGUUAUGACCCAUUCUGGAUUAUGGAGGACCUGCUGCCUAGAAGGGAACUUCAAAGGGCUGUGCAAGCAAAUCGAUCACUUCCCGGAGGACACGGACUACGAAGCAGACACGGCAGAGUAUUUCCUCCGGGCCGUGAGGGCCUCCAGCAUCUUCCCGAUCCUGAGUGUGAUCCUGCUUUUCAUGGGCGGCCUCUGCAUAGCAGCCAGCGAGUUCUACAAGACCCGCCACAACAUCAUCCUCAGCGCUGGCAUCUUCUUCGUGUCUGCAGGUCUCAGCAACAUCAUCGGCAUCAUCGUGUACAUAUCGGCCAACGCCGGGGACCCGUCCAAGAGCGACUCCAAAAAGAAUAGCUACUCGUACGGCUGGUCCUUCUACUUCGGGGCGCUGUCCUUCAUCAUCGCCGAGAUGGUCGGGGUGCUGGCCGUGCACAUGUUUAUCGACCGUCACAAACAGCUGCGGGCCACGGCCCGCGCCACGGACUACCUCCAGGCCUCGGCCAUCACGCGCAUCCCCAGCUACCGCUACCGCUACCAGCGCCGCAGCCGCUCCAGCUCGCGCUCCACCGAGCCCUCGCACUCCAGGGACGCCUCGCCCGUGGGCAUCAAGGCCUUCAACACGCUGCCGUCCACCGAGAUCUCCAUGUACACCCUCAGCAGGGACCCGCUGAAGGCUGCCACCACGCCCACCGCCACCUACAACUCGGACAGGGACAACAGCUUCCUCCAGGUCCACAACUGUAUUCAGAAGGAGAGCAAGGACUCUCUCCACGCCAACACAGCCAACCGUAGGACCACCCCCGUAUGAAGACCGUGGGACCCGGGAAGGACCCCCGGGAUGCUUGGGCCCAAGGGCAGGGGAAAGUUGGGGGGGGGGGGAGAGGGA
Messenger RNA from Jaculus jaculus (lesser Egyptian jerboa), 1329 nucleotides. RefSeq names its product calcium voltage-gated channel auxiliary subunit gamma 2 (gene Cacng2). Gene Ontology annotation, cellular component: voltage-gated calcium channel complex; postsynaptic density membrane; AMPA glutamate receptor complex. Gene Ontology annotation, molecular function: voltage-gated calcium channel activity; channel regulator activity. Bases 280 to 1251 code for a protein of 323 amino acids. The record is from RefSeq and is a predicted model, not a curated record. Gene Ontology annotation, biological process: regulation of AMPA receptor activity; transmission of nerve impulse; neurotransmitter receptor internalization. Lineage: Eukaryota; Metazoa; Chordata; Mammalia; Rodentia; Dipodidae. The transcript has 4 exons.